UAACAUGAUUGACAUGAAUCAAUGCAAGAAGAUCCAAGCCAAGCCAUAGUUUUUAGUGGCUCCCACUUUAAUUAAGUAAAAAACUUCGAGAAAAUCAAUUUGAAAGAUUGAAUUGAAAUAAAUAAAGAAAAGAAAUAAUAAAAGAGAAAAGGUAAGCAGGGUUUCAUUGAGAAUGAAGGUAGUAGGAUGGUGGGGUAUGGUUGUCCAGUCUUUUUCAGAUUUUGAGUUGCAGAUGGAGGGAUUCUUGGAUUGGGCCCUUCUGUUUUUUGAAUUUUCAUUUUUCAUUUUAAUUUCCCUCCCUUCCCAAACCUUAUUAAUCAGUUAAAUUGAAAAAAAAAAAAAAACCCAAGCAGCAGCAGCAGCAGUAGUGGUGAAAGUGAAACCUGAAUUCUGAAACCGGCCCCUUCUUUCUUCAUUUUUUUUCUUCUAUUUCUGUGUUCUAUAUCUGGAAUAAUCUCAUUUGGUAGAGUUUGAUUUUGAAGUUGAAGAUUUGGGUUUUAUUAAGAAAAAAUUGGAGAAGUUUUUGAGUUUGCAAAACAGAAGCAAACUCCACUUCUACUUACUUUCUCCUCCAUUUCUUUAAAAACUGUAAAUUUAGAGGAAAUCCAAGCAAGAAGAUUCAACUAUGAGACAAUCUCUCCAAUUAUUGUCUUCCCUGUAAGUCUAUGGUUUCUGGUAAAAAUGUCGGUUACUUCUCUCUUUUUGUAUAAGUUUGGUCUGUAUAUGUAUUUUUUUAAUGUUUACUGCCUAACAGCAAAAGUUCUCAAUUAUGCAGUCGUUGGAAAUGGCUAAAAUAAUGAAAUGAAGAUGAGAUCUAAGGAUUUUCUUUUUAUUUUUAGAAAAAAAAUUGAAUGUUUGCUGUAGCCAUUGCUAGGGUAUUGUCUUCAGUUUCGUUUCCGCCAUGGCUACCAAACGCGCUUACAAGCUACAGGAAUUUGUGGCACACUCUUCAAGUGUGAAUUGCCUGAAGAUUGGAAGAAAAUCGUCUAGGGUUCUUGUGACUGGAGGUGAAGAUCACAAGGUUAAUCUCUGGGCUAUCGGAAAACCCAACGCCAUACUGAGUUUGUCAGGACACACGAGUGGAAUAGAUUCAGUGAGCUUUGAUUCUUCAGAAGUCUUGGUAGCUGCAGGUGCUGCAAGUGGCACUAUCAAGCUUUGGGAUUUGGAGGAGGCAAAAAUUGUUCGGACUCUGACUGGUCAUAGAUCCAAUUGCAUCUCUGUGGACUUCCAUCCCUUUGGUGAGUUUUUUGCAUCUGGUUCUCUUGAUACAAAUCUCAAGGUGUGGGAUAUCAGAAAGAAAGGAUGUAUCCACACGUACAAGGGCCAUAAUCGAGGAGUCAAUGCAAUCAGGUUUACACCAGAUGGCCGAUGGGUUGUAUCUGGCGGCGAGGACAACAUUGUGAAGGUUUGGGAUUUGACUGCUGGAAAACUGUUGCAUGAUUUCAAGUCUCAUGAAGGCCAAAUCCAGAGCUUAGAUUUUCAUCCCAAUGAGUUUCUUCUGGCUACAGGUUCAGCUGACCGGACUGUUAAAUUUUGGGACCUAGAAACCUUUGAGCUUAUUGGUUCAACUGGGCCUGAGACUACUGGAGUCCGUUGCUUGACCUUCAACCCUGAUGGGAGGACUGUACUCUGUGGAUUACAUGAAAGUCUGAAGGUUUUCUCAUGGGAACCAAUAAGAUGUCAUGAUAGUGUGGAUGUGGGGUGGUCUAGAUUGUCAGAUCUUACUGUUCAUGAAGGAAAGCUUCUUGGCUGCUCCUAUAAUCAAAGCUGUGUUGGCGUUUGGGUUGUGGACAUCUCGCGCAUAGAUCCUCAUGCUGUUCCUGAUGCUAAUUGUGUGAAUAGUCAUUCUGAGCCUAAAUCUAGUUCUGGUGGAAACCCCGCUGUACUGAAUGAGAACACGACCAAAGCUAGUAUUGGAAGGUUAUCAGUUUCACAAAUUUCUGAUACUUUAGUGAAGGAAACGAAAUCCCUUGGGAGGUUAUCCAUUUCACAAAACUCAGAUCCUGCUAAGGAGUCAAAAAAUUUGGCAUCCACAGGAAAUGUGCCUGAUACACCUCAGAGAGUCAAUUUGAACACUGCCCCUAAGACAACUCAACCAAGUUCAGUAACAGUUCCUAGUGGAGCAGCUCCAAAGAGGAGUUCCAUGAGGACUAGUUCAUCUGUCAAUGCUCCAAAUUUUAACAAGUUAGAUGUCAUACCUGUGAUUGUGCCUAGAAAUGAUAUGAGGUUGGAGCAGGCUGUUGAAUCAAGAAAAGAAGUUGGAAUAUCGAGGAGAAGUUUGGAACAGGCUGCCGAAUCUAGAAGAGAAGUUGGAAUAGCUGGGAGAAGUUUGGAGCCGAGCCAGCCAGCUGCUGAAUCUAGAAAAGAAACUGGACCAGGUGAGAGAACUUUGGAGCUAGGAACUGAUCCUAGAAAAGAACUGGGUAUUGUUGGAAGAACAAUGCCAUUUUCUUUGCAGUCAAAGACCUCUAGUUUUCGGAAAUUUCAAAAUAACAGAGAAGACAUGGAUCAGCCAGCUAUCUCUGCUCCUUCUGAAGGUGCAGGUUCAAAGGUGGAUGGAUUCAGCAGUGUUCUGGACAAGAGUAUAUUUCCUUCUGUCAAAGGCCCAAUGAAAGGAAUGCCUGUUGCUGAAAGGAAUGCAAGAGAAGAUAUGUGUGUUGGCUCUGAUAAGAGUGAACCAAACUCAGUGGUGGAGUUGCCUCCAAACUACUGGGAUGAAAAUUAUUCACAAGUGAAAAGAACACAUAGAGAUGCAUAUCCUUUAGAAAGCCAAAAAGGAGGAAAAACACAUGUAGUCAUAAAUUUGGAGAAAAGAGGGAAACCUUCUAAUUAUGAUAGACCUAAUUUUGGUAUAUCUACAGGGAAUGCAUCUAUGUCAAAUAUGUCUUCAUUCAAUUCGUAUAAACAAAGAGGAUACCAUCCCUCUGUCGAAAAAGAAAUGCCUUCUGCCAGUGAUGAGGAUGCUGUUGCAGAUGUAAUGGAGCAGCAUGACCAAUUCAUUGGUUCCAUGCAGUCUCACUUAGCUAAGUUACAGGUUGUUCAUCGAUACUGGGAAAGGAAUGACGUAAAGGGUGCAAUCAGUGCAAUGGAAAAGAUGGCUGAUCAUGCUGUGCUUGCAGAUGUCUUGAGCAUUGUCACUGAGAAAAUAGACAUUGUCACAUUGGACAUUUGCACUUGUCUUCUGCCCCUCCUGUCUAGUCUCCUUGGAAGUGAGAUGGAUAGGCAUUUGUGCAUUUGUCUUGACAUGCUGCUUAAGCUGGUCAGAGUAUUCGGUCCAAUGAUAUAUUCAACAUUAUCUGCUUCAACACCUGUUGGUGUAGACAUCGAGGCAGAGCAAAGGUUUGAACGUUGCAACCUCUGCUUUGUAGAACUUGAAAAAGUAAAGCGAUGUCUCCCCACAGUUACUAGAAGAGGGGGAUCGGUGGCAAAGUCUGCCCAGGAAUUGAAUCUAGCAUUUCAAGAAGUGUCAUAACCGAAACCAACACAUAGAAUCAUGAGUGCAUACACUAAGCUUAUUCCGUGUGCUUUUUAUGGAUUAAAAUAUUUUGCUGAUGUGGAGUGCAAGUUUUUAGCAUUUAAAAUGCAUGCCGGUGAAAGCAUCGACGACUACUUCCAUGCAUACUGUCAAGUCCUAAUGGUCAUUGUAAAUGGAGGCAUUUAAUCUGCAAGCUGAUUCUACUGCAUUGUGAAGGGCUAAUGGAGUUGUGUCACACUGCUGCCGGUUGCUGCACAGUUUUUUCAACUUCUAACCCAAUAAUAUGUUGCACAUCAAUUUGCACCUUUUUGGCUUGUAAUGCUUAACUGUGUAGUAUAAUAUAAUAUAUAUAUAUAUAUACACGUGUUAAAGCUGUUGAAAAACCUGAAAAUAGAGCAAUCUUUAGCUGCUUGUGUUGGAUUGGUGAAUUGGGGUUGUGUUGUUUGCAUGAUUCGUUCUGUAAGAUUGAAAGAAAAUGAAAGACAAAGCUAAGAUAUUGAUGA
This is a messenger RNA of Gossypium raimondii (Peruvian cotton), 3978 nucleotides long. Its product is annotated as katanin p80 WD40 repeat-containing subunit B1 homolog KTN80.4. Gene Ontology annotation, molecular function: microtubule binding. The record is from RefSeq and is a predicted model, not a curated record. Gene Ontology annotation, cellular component: katanin complex. NCBI's taxonomy places the organism in Eukaryota, Viridiplantae, Streptophyta, Magnoliopsida, Malvales, Malvaceae. Bases 902 to 3472 code for a protein of 856 amino acids. The transcript has 18 exons. Gene Ontology annotation, biological process: microtubule severing; microtubule depolymerization.